AGUGCAAGCAGCAUCAAAUCAAUCACACAUAACAAACAUGUCUUCAAUCUCACAUGCUGACUACCCUCCCGACUUGUCCACUGAAGAACAGGACUUCAUUUUCACGGAGCUCAAGGAUUGGUCAAUAGCACACGGUCUUGCCGUCCGUCCAGCGCCUUCCUUUGUCCAGCCGUCUCAGGAUCCCUCAGGUGUACUGGCAACAACAGCACCAGUCACUGUCUUCCCCAGCUUAUUUCCAAGAAAUUGCUUCGAGGAUGGCUUGUCGAUACAGAAGGCAUACAACGAAUUAUACUCUGCUAUAGCCAGGGACGAGGAGUGGCUUCAGGGCAUCGUGGAAGAACUUGUUGACGUUGACGAAUUCGUUGCGAAGCUAUGGCAAACCCAUCUCGCCGUAAAGAAAGAAGGCUAUGUUCAGGAUCUGUCGCUCGGACUGUUCCGUUCGGAUUACAUGGUGCAUGAAGACCCAUCUGAGAGCAACCCAACGCCAGGUCUGAAGCAAGUUGAAUUUAACACUAUUGCGUCUUCAUUCGGUGGUCUGUCUUCUCAGGUGUCUGCACUACACAGACAUCUCCUAUCUCUUGGGGCGUACCCUUCAUCGACCUCUUCUACCAUCAAAGCCGAUGCCUUGGAACAGAGCCAAUCCACGUCACAGCUGGCAAAGGGACUUGCGGCUGGGCACAAGGCAUACGGCGAAUCAAAGACCAAGCGCCCAUUGUGUGUCUUGUUCGUCGUGCAAGAUCCAGAGAGGAACGUUUUUGAUCAAAGGCACCUAGAGUAUGCUUUGCUGGAAGGGAAUGGUGUGCGAUCGUUCCGUUUGCCAUUUGGGAAAACUCUAGCGCACACCAAGCUCGACGGCGAUCGGACAUUGGUCUACACCCCGCCGCACUCCCCAUCAACCUCGUAUGAGGUAACCACAAUCUACUUCCGGGCAGGGUACUCCCCUGAUGAUUAUGUGAAAGAGGAGGAUUGGGAGGCUCGGCUGCAUCUUGAGAAGAGCAGAGCGGUCAAGUGCCCAAGCAUCUUGACUCAACUUGCCGGGUGCAAGAAGGUCCAACAAGUCCUGGCAACACCUCAUUCCCCACAUCUUAAGCGAUUCCUACCCGACGACGAGGUUGCUUCGCGGCUGCUGAAAACCUUUGCUCCCAUUUAUCCGCUUGACAAGAGUGAGGCAGGCCAGGAAGCAAGGAAAUUGGCAUCCGACCCUUCGUCAGCAACUCGAUAUGUUUUGAAACCUCAACGCGAAGGAGGUGGUAACAACAUCUAUCGCAAAUCUAUUCCUCCGUUUCUACAGAAGCUUCCUGAAACACAAUGGCCAGCAUACAUUUUGAUGGAGAUGAUCGAGCCACCACCUCUAAGGAACGCUAUCGUUCGCAACGGUGUGCUGGAAAAAGGUGGCGUCAUCUGCGAAUUGGGCGUAUAUGGAGUUUGUUUGUGGCGAGACGGGUCUGGAAACGGGCAAAAGGGCGAAAUCCUGGAGAACUUCGAGGCAGGUUAUCUCCUUCGUACUAAGGGAGAUCAAAGUGAGGAGGGAGGCGUGGCCGCAGGAUUCGGAGCAGUAGACAGCUGUUGCUUGGUUUAGUGUUGAAGAGCAGUACCAAUAGCCGCGAAUGGACACAUUCAUGCUAUCACUAUUGUACGGAUUGCAUUUGCAUGUGGAGGGACCGCGUUCAGUGUGUGAUUUCGUCUAUUGCUGAACGAAUCGACACCGAUCUUCUAACGGAAGGCGAUGUUACGCACAUCUUCGGACUUCUGUCAGGUAUGGAAGAGUUCGAUGUCCAGCUUCGGCUUGUGUGGAAACACACGGCUUGCUCCUACGCACCCACCGGCGAACAAUGAUCCAUGAUCCAGUAUCACAUAGAGAUCUCUCC
Molecule: messenger RNA, 1868 nt
Organism: Boeremia exigua
Lineage: Eukaryota; Fungi; Ascomycota; Dothideomycetes; Pleosporales; Didymellaceae
Product: glutathione synthetase large chain
Exons: 1
Coding region: 38-1579 (513 amino acids)
Biological process (GO): glutathione biosynthetic process
Cellular component (GO): cytosol
Molecular function (GO): glutathione binding; glutathione synthase activity; ATP binding
Source: RefSeq, a predicted model, not a curated record